This is a messenger RNA of Owenia fusiformis, 1882 nucleotides long. The record is from the annotation of a GenBank genome assembly. NCBI's taxonomy places the organism in Eukaryota, Metazoa, Annelida, Polychaeta, Sabellida, Oweniidae.
AUGUUCAGCUUCGAAUGGAGAACGUUUUUAUUCAGAGACACCCUACAAAGUACGUUGGUCGCAAUCACUUGUCUAAUUGUGUUCUUAUGGAUAUGGGAAUCUUGGGAUCGGAUCACGCAAAGGAGGAAUAGCCCGCCUGGACCAUGGGGCUGGCCCAUGAUAGGAAAUUUAUUCCAAAUGGGGAAGGACCCCUACGUGACUUUCACCAACAUGCGUGACAAAUAUGGAGACAUAUUUAGCUUCAAACUAGGCAGGUAUAACACGGUUGUACUGAACGGGGUUAACACGAUAAGAAAGGCUCUUGUAAAUCAACCAGAAGCAUUCGCAGGACGUCCGGACUUUCAUUCUGUAAGGUACAUAUCCGGAGGAAAGUCCCUCUCUCUUAGUGCGUACGGUCCCAGGUGGAAACUACAUCGUCAAAUCGCUGGAAAAGCAAUGAGAAAGCUUAUCCAGAACCGCCGUAAUCCGAUAGAGGAUGUCAUUUCCCAUGAGGCAAGACAUUUAGUUGACAGUCUCCUUCACAAUGACCUCCAAUUUGAUCCUACCAGAGAAAUCUACCUUUCUGUUGGUAGUAUCAUAUACACUAUUUGCUUUGGUGAUGACACCGCUAGUCGCAACGAUAAAGACUUUGUCCUUUUCUUAGAGAAUUUCAAAGACUUCAUCGACUAUUUCACAACUGGCAACCUGGUGGAUAUUCUUCCAUGGACACGUUAUUUUACUCGGGGAAAAAUUGAACGUUUUAUCGAGAUCAACAAAGUAAGAGAGACUUUGCGUAGAUCCAAAGAGCAUGAAAUUCGUCAACGUUUUGACCCCGAUAAUCUUAAUGGUAUGACUGAUGCCUUAAUCAAAGCCACUCUCGAUACGGACGAUGAGCUUAAGGAGGCUGUUGGACUUACAGACGACCAUAUCCUAAGCACGAUAGAAGGACUUAUAGGGGCGGGCUUCAGCACGGUGGCAACAACGUUAUCUUGGAGCGUUCUAUACAUGGCUGCGCAUCCUGACAUACAGACGGAUGUUCAGAACGAACUAGAUAAGGUCAUAGGGGACAGAGACCCUUGCGCUAGUGAUAGAUACGAUCUUCCAUUCACAGAUGCUUGCAUUACUGAAAUUUUACGCCAUUCAUCCAUUCUACCACUCUCCUUACCACAUGCCACAACACGUGAUGUCAUCCUUGACGGUUUCGAUAUUCCGAAAGACACCCUAGUUCUUAUCAAUCUGUGGUCUUUAACACGUGACCCUAGCGUCUUUGAGGAUCCAGAAACGUUCAACCCUCGUAGAUUUCUAACAAAAGAUGGCGCUUUAGACAAAGUCAAAAUGGACAUGUUUCUUCCAUUUGGGGCAGGUAGACGUCGCUGUAUGGGAGAAUAUCUUGCAAAGCUAGAGGUGUUUUUAUUCUUUACAAUGCUGUUAAAAAAGUGCACCAUACAAAAGCCUAGUAACGUAAAGAUAAACUUUGAAAGGACGUUUAGACUUAGUUUAGAUCCUAAUCCAUUUGAAGUAAUGAUACAUCUAAGACGACAGAACUAGUUAAUUAAUUCAAUUUGACAUUUGAUUUGCUCAGAAGACGCAUCAGUUGGCAGUUUGUUAAGUAAUACCAAAUUCGAUUCAUAAAUCAACAUGAUUUCCUCGAGGCAUUUAAACAAAAAAUAAUGUCCAUUUAUCCCUUAGAGAAUGCCAAGUGAGACGUCUUUUAAUAAGGGUAAUAUAACAUAUUACGUGGUGUCAAAAACAAUGGUACUUCCUUCUACCGCUAAAAUUCUAAAUGACACGUUAUAUGUCAUAUAUCAUUUUACAGAGAAUUGAGUAUGUCCUCACCAGAAGGUAUAGUGACAUAUAUGUAUAUCUUUUUUUCGUUUACUAAGUAUAUAUUUUUUUCAGUAAC